AUUCCAUGGUUAUUUAUGAUGCCAUAUAGUAUCAUAUUACCUGAUGACUUUAUAUAAAUGACCCUGUUUAGAUCCAGGCUUCUAUCCCGUCAUUAGAAAAAAAGCAAAUUUAAAUUGAGUUCAAUUGAACUGAGAGAGAGUAACUGGAUUCCAUGGUCUUCUGCGCUUCGCUGCGUCCGCUUGCAUGUAAUUAAAUAGCGCUGUGCGCACUUAUCGGUCGGAUCUGACAGUGGAGUUUCUAAAAAGCGGUCCCUGUCCUGUGCACCUCUUCGCCCCGUCCCCUUCCAGCUCUACCUCUCGGUAAUUGAAUUAGCUCGGUUUUGGGCUGGGGGAGGGGCUUGGCUUUGUUCGAGUGACGCCCAUUCAAAUCAUUUCAAACCAAUGGGACUAUCCCCCGCUCCGCCGUAACCAAACCCACUCUCUCAGUCGGCGUCUGGAGCUGCCUGCCUGCCCGUCUUUGCCCUCACCUUCCUUGCGUGUCCCGGCGUCUUAAAAACCCAAAACACCAGAACGAGGAAGAACCACCCGCACAUGCGGGAGAACGCGAGAUCUUUCUUUUUUCUUCCUUCAGAAAACCUUGCACGUCGCACGAUGACUUACAUAUGAGGACGACACUUUGGGAUGCGGACAUCAACGAGCGUCUCCGCGGAGAGAAGCGCAUGAGAAAACACAACGCUGUCCGUUCUCCCACCGACACCGAGGACUCCUCCCCACCUCGGCCGUGACACCUCUGGCACAUAACCGAGAAAGGAUAACAGUCUUUUUUCUGUUUUUUUUUUUUUCUUUUAAGGCCGAAGGCGAAAGACCGAGUCUCACGUCACCAUUCAUUCAUCUGCCAGCCGCUGACUGACUGUAUGGCUUUAAAAAGUUGCAUGGAGAACAUGGACAUCUGACGUGCGGCACACGGCGUCAUUGGACACAUUGAGCCUCUCUCUCUCUCCCUCCCUCCCUCCCUCUCCCUCCUUUCUCCAUCACACCGUGGACUGACUAUAAUCCCCCCUGCGCUUUGGCCGUGGAGUAAGAAGAAGUGUUCGGCAGUUGUCAUUUGCCCUGACACAGGCUACAUCCAGUAGCUCCCUGCAUCAGAGGGAACCACCACCACCACCACCACCACCAAGACAGUGCCUGUUGUGCUGCGCAUUUGUUGUGUGCUGCUCUCGCUGUUUGUGCGCGUUAGGUGGGAGACAUAUUUUGUCAGAGCUGACAUCCUGCGUGACAUUAAAAAAGCCUGUGAUCCACCCGGACAAUCGACCCGCAUCAGGGAGACGAGACGUUUUUGUUUGUUUGUGGGCAACUUUAAAUCCCCGUCAACCCGAACAAGUGUCCCCCUUCGAAUGGUCACGUCCUCGCCUUUUCUCCUGUCGCUAUUUUCUUUCCACGUCGCGCGCAUUUUUUUGUUGUUGUAAUUUGUUCAGCAUUCACAAACUGCGCCAGCGGCCACGUAUGUGAAUGAGACGCUCAUCACCUGUACCGGUUGAAGCGCCCAGUGUACAACCCGACUGACUGAAACGACACCGAAGAGGAAUACGUGCCGAAGUUUCGCCGUAGUGAUGCUGCAAAUGGAAAUGGUCAUCUUCCUCUGCCUGGUGCUGUUGAUGUGUGUAUUUAGCCAGGAGCCCAGUUCCAAAGUGGUGGCCGACCGCUACGCCGUCUUCUGGAACCGGACCAACGCCAAGUUCCACCGUGGAGACUACCACAUCGACGUGUGCAUAAACGACUACCUGGAUGUCUACUGUCCCCACUAUGAAGAAACGGUACCUGAGGAGCGCACCGAGCGCUAUGUCCUCUACAUGGUCAACUACGACGGCUACAGCACGUGCGACCACACCGCCAAGGGCUUCAAGCGCUGGGAGUGCAACAGGCCGCACUCUCCGAAUGGGCCGCUCAAGUUCUCAGAGAAGUUCCAGCUCUUCACCCCCUUCUCCUUGGGCUUUGAGUUCAGACCGGGCAGAGAAUACUACUACAUAUCCUCCACCAUUGCUGAGAACGGGAGGAAAACAUGCCUGAAGCUCAAAGUUUUCGUUCGACCAUCAAACAGCUGUGUGAAAACUAUAGGCGUACAUGACCGCGUUUUUGAUGUAAACGACAAAGUAGACAAUACAUUAGAACCACGAGACGAUACCAGCCAUGAACCGGCUGAGCCUUCCCGCAGUGACGAAACAAAUGCUGCGCCACACCUGCAGUCAACAAGUCCACUACUGGCUUUGUUGCUGGUCUGCCUAUCAGCACUCUUUACUUCAUAGCGCCCCCCUCUGUCCCGGAGGGCAUUUACACCUAGCGUGGCCUGAAGCUGCCCGAGGCUGCAGGGAAGUGGCGGGAUUUGCGUGAAGCGUGUUUGCUUGAUUGGGCAUCACGGCAGGCUUCUCAAGGAACCCUCUAUUUUUUUCAGAAAUAUAUUUAAGUGGUCUUUCUCCGUCUGUGAGUGAAAAAAGUUGAUGUUGGAAGUGGGAGAGACAGUUCCCCCUCUUAAACUUUCAACUAAGAUGCCAAAUCCCGUUUUUUGACACUUAGUGAUUCUUAUUUUCCGGUGACUUUUGACAUCCCUUUACAUCCUGUUUUAUGUCAUUGCAGCACUGAUGUUUUCCCACAUACACAUACACUAAUAUUUAGCAAAUACACAGACACGUGCUUAGGGAGUAGAACACACUACAUUACACUACACUAACAGUCAAUAGCAGUAGGGUUUUUACAGUGGUAUACAGUAGCAGCAGUAGAAAAGUGAAUAUACUAGGUCUUAGAAAGAACUGUACAUACACAAAUAAAAAGUUGUCCUGAGACCUCUCGAGAAGCCUUUCGGAAAAGAUAUUGAUCAAGUUAUGCUUGGUUAAAGGAAGCAGAUUUUUACGCCUCCAUUUCACGGGGAACUGUAGUGCAAAGAUGAAGAUGUAAGAAAAGCAAAUAAUGGUUUUAAGCAGGUCAGACUGCAAACCACAGCACUGAGAAAUAUGUGCAUGGCAUGCACCUUAGCCCGCUGAUCUUCAGACUGUCCUGCUUUAAAGAUAGCUCCCAAUUUUCUCUUGAAUACAAAGUGUGUGUUUAGGUGAAUAAGCUGCUGAUAGCUUGAGCGAGUGAGUGUAAAACCUGUGGAACCACAUGGCAUCUUAUUCUUGCCCUCCUGUGUAAAGAGCACGCCAGUCAGCUCAAUAAAACACCUCUCAGACACAUUUGCUUCACCAUGACUCACAAAACAGCUAAAUUGAAACUUUCUCACCAGACUCUUUGCAGACUGAUAUUACGAUCGAGGAUCAAUAUCUUUUGAAAGUUGAUCACACAAUUUCACGGCAACAGUCACAGUCAUUUUGUGCAAUGUUUACUGAGCAGGGCCGCAAUUGUCGCUCCGUUCCAUUGGACUAUUAGUCGAUAUUAAAACUCCCACAAACAUUUGCAUUCACAGCUUUCUUUUCAGUGAUAUUGAUUGUUUAAGUGAUUGUUUAAAAAAAAAAUGAUUCGCAGAUAAAUUGGAGACUUUGAAGUUGUUUUACUUUGUUGCCAAUUGUGUCUCCAAAAUAAUGUCCGAAAUCCACUUGAAUUAGAACAAUAACAGAUGUCAUGGGAAAGUGUUUGACACCUUAAUUCACAGAACCAUACUUUUUGUCACGUCUUUGUCCCUCAAACCACAGCUUUGACACAUCGAACAUUAGUUAGCUGGUUAUCACAUUCGGUUUAUUGCAGUAGUUAUUGCAGCGUUUACAGGAACGAUGCACAGCUUCAAUUAGUUGAAAACACACAGUGUGAAUGGAGCAACUAUCCGUUUAAUUCAAGGCAAUGCACGGCUCUAUUUAGUCUGGCCAGGUUUAUGUUAGCACUUACAUGAAAAAGGAAUUCACUGUUUUUUAAUGAUGUUCAGCAUCCUUCAGACCCCACAGAUGCACAUGGUGAGUUAGCAUAAUGAAGGCGAUUAUGUCUCUUUUCAAACGAAAGGGUCUUGUUUCUGCUUGUCUUCAAAGAAAUAUGGAUGGAUAGAGAAAAGAACUCCCUCAUUUUGGAGACAGGUUUUUUGCAUGAGAAAUGUGCACCAGGUGGUUCGGAAUGACGGAUAGAAAGAGAGAAAUAGAGCAAGAAAAGGAGCACGAGAGCAAUCGCAUGUCCACCAUCAGCUCCUAGUGUUACCGGUUUAAGUGACUCUUUAAUGAGGUUCAAAAUGACAGGCAUGUGGACCCCAUGUUGUGGCAAGGGGAGUUAUUCCUGGUAUUAAAAAUAGAUGGCGGAAGGCUUGGGGGGUCUCGGGAGGGGGGUGUAGAUUUCCUUCAUGGGGGGGGGGGGUUUAAAACACCAAUGACCUUGCAGUUUGAGAGGAUUGGUUAGUGAAGGAGAUGGAUAAAAUUAAAGUGAGGGACGCACAAAGAGAUGGAAAGACAUGGGAGGUAGCCGAAGAUAGUGUGACUAGAGUGCCUAACAAAACAACUAAAGAUCCACGCAACACUACUGAAAGAAACCACCCGAUUCAAUGACACACUUAUUGUUCAGUAUCAUUCUGUCACUGUUGUUUUUUCUUUCUUUUCAUUUUCGUGGCUGCCGUUUUCUUUUUUUUUUUCUUCCCAGAAAGACUGCCUUUGCCUUUUGCCAUUCGUUUUUUUUGCGCUACGGUAACAAUGCUAUUACAGCAGAAUAGCAGCUCAACUAUGGGGGGUAAUAGGAGCCGAGGCCAUUUAAUGAGGUACUAAUUUUCUGGAGAACACCACGGGGAACGAGCACCGCAUAAGAUUCAAAAUUGACGCUUGUCAGCAGAUUUAACACGAGACUUUUUAUCAGAUACCAGCUUCAAUUGUACUCUCUUAUACCAAUACUACUAUUCGUCAUUAUUGCUAUUAUUACCAUGGUUUAUUCUGUACACACUUUGACCUGGGAAAUGAGGAUCAACUUAAAAACUGGAUACUGUGUAUCCUGAGGUAGUCAACCAUAGAACAAGUAGUCUUAGGUUAGUAUCUGUUUUGUACCUUUCUGGAGGACAAAAGAAAAAAAAAAAAACGAGAUCAUUGUUAAAACUGUAUAAUUAUUAUUAUUGUUAUGAUGAUGAUGAUUAUGACUAUUAUUAUUAGGAAAACUUCUUGAUGUAAAUAGUGUUUGAUAUUAAAGUAUUAAUUUGG
Anarrhichthys ocellatus (wolf-eel) is the source of this 5087-nucleotide messenger RNA. It is a transcript of the gene efna5b, whose product is annotated as ephrin-A5b. The record is from RefSeq and is a predicted model, not a curated record. The transcript has 5 exons. The coding region runs from base 1551 to 2243 and encodes 230 amino acids. Gene Ontology annotation, cellular component: external side of plasma membrane; plasma membrane. Gene Ontology annotation, molecular function: ephrin receptor binding. Lineage: Eukaryota; Metazoa; Chordata; Actinopteri; Perciformes; Anarhichadidae. Gene Ontology annotation, biological process: ephrin receptor signaling pathway; axon guidance; regulation of cell-cell adhesion.